Nymphaea colorata (pocket water lily) is the source of this 1968-nucleotide messenger RNA. RefSeq names its product putative glucuronosyltransferase PGSIP7. Bases 300 to 1697 code for a protein of 465 amino acids. Lineage: Eukaryota; Viridiplantae; Streptophyta; Magnoliopsida; Nymphaeales; Nymphaeaceae. The transcript is spliced from 4 exons. The record is from RefSeq and is a predicted model, not a curated record. Gene Ontology annotation, molecular function: glycosyltransferase activity.
AACGUUUCAUCUGUCUCUCCCUCUCUCUCAAGUUUUAUUUGAUUUUGAGUUAUUUCUGCUCUCUGUUUCCGAGUUGUCUACUCUGCGGAGUUUCUCUCCGUUAAUUUUAUGCCUAGUUGUUAGCUGCUGCUGCUGUCGUGCCUCCGUCUUUCUUUCUGGCGCUUCUCAUUUGUUCUUUCUUUCUCUAAAAUUUUCCUCGCACACGCUUCUGAAGACAAACGCCCUUCUCCCCAAUACGAUGAGCACGACGACGAUCCAUCCCCUGCAUCGCCGUUGACGGCUCCAGCCAGCGAAGAAACAUGCGGAAUCCCGGCGUGCUUUUGCUCUGGACGGCCGUCGCCGCACUUACCCUGUGCUGUCUCCCCGAUGGCGCAGCUCCGGCGCCGGAGAAGCAUAAGAACGCCUACGCUACGAUGAUGUAUAUGGGAACGCCCAGGGACUAUGAGUUCUACAUCGGCCUGCGUGUCCUGCUUCGCUCCCUCGCCCACCUGAAGGUCGACGCCGACCUCGUAGUUCUGGCUUCCAAGGACGUUCCGGCCAAGUGGGUCGCUGCCAUGCAGAAUGAAGACGGGGCGAAGGUCGUGAGGGUGGACAACGUGAAGAACCCCUACGUCCCCGAACAUUCCGAUUACAGGUUCAAACACACCCUCAACAAGCUCUAUGCUUGGAAAUUGGUGGAAUAUGAGAGGGUGGUGAUGCUCGACACUGACAACCUGUUCCUGCACAACACGGAUGAAUUGUUCCAGUGUGGUCAAUUCUGUGCCGUCUUCAUAAAUCCCUGCAUUUUUCACACAGGGCUUUUUGUUCUGCAGCCAUCAGAGGAGGUGUUCAACAGGAUGAUGCAGCAGCUGAUAGAUGGGAGGCCGAAUCCGGACGGUGCUGAUCAGGGGUUCUUGGUUGGCUGGUUUGAUGAUCUUCUCGGGCGCCCCAUGUUCAAUCCCCCCGCAAAUGGCACAAGACUCGAUGGUUACUUCAGACUGCCCCUUGGUUACCAGAUGGAUGCUUCUUAUUUCUAUUUAAAGCUAAGAUGGAACGUACCCUGCGGCCCUAACAGCGUUAUCACAUUCCCUAGUGCGCCCUUGUUUAAGCCAUGGUACUGGUGGUCCUGGCCUGUCCUCCCUCUCGGCUUAGCUUGGCACGAGCAGCGUCGCAACUUGUUGGGCUAUGCGGAUGACGUCCCUUACUGCGCUGCCCACACUGCCGUCUUCCUCCUCCUCCUGGCCGCGCUCCGCCUCUGUUUGUCUCGCAUCUGCAACUUCCGCGCCACCGACAGGACUAAUGCGACGGCAGCCACGACUUCACUCUAUCCAACUUUCAUGAAGUGUGCCCUUCUUCUGCUGAUCGUGGGUAGCUACAGUAUGCCGUUCUAUUUGAUACACCGGACAGUGCACCCUGUCGUGGGCUGGACUCUGUAUCUGGCAGGCUCAUCUUCACUCAUGUUGGUGGUGGCCAAUGCUUUCUCCCUGCCCUUGCUCUCUGCACUCACGCCCUCUUUGGGGAUUGCCGGGGCCUUGUUCGUGAUGGCGUACCCUGCAUAUCACGACGGCGUUGUCAGAGCUCUCUCUAUAUGGGCCUACUCAUUCGUGUGCGCGCCAUUUUUGUGGAGCUCCAUCUCUAGAUUGUUGAAUCAGGUUGAGGCCUUGGUUCCAAAUAAAAACGGAGAAUUGCCAUUACCGCAAUUCAUGAAGGUCUAUUGAAAAUUGAUGAUCUUAGCAACCAUGUAUUUAGAAUGUCGAUGAAAGAUCUGAGCGUUGUUCUUCUCCCAAUUCCAAACGGGCAUUGAAGGACAGAGGAGACGGUUGUUUGGAUAGUUGGAGAACGAUGGAGUCGAGUGGCACAAUGUAUAUUUAUAUUGUUUUUUUUUUGGUUGAUUUCGUUUGUUUUCCAUUUGAAGACAAAGGCAUGUAGCGGGAGGCCGUUUGUCGCUGCUCAAUUUUUUCUGAAUCUGGCAUGCUUCAUCUUGCCAAC